Molecule: messenger RNA, 4419 nt
Organism: Quercus lobata
Lineage: Eukaryota; Viridiplantae; Streptophyta; Magnoliopsida; Fagales; Fagaceae
Gene: BTS
Product: zinc finger protein-like protein
Exons: 14
Coding region: 171-3899 (1242 amino acids)
Biological process (GO): protein ubiquitination; ubiquitin-dependent protein catabolic process
Cellular component (GO): nucleus
Molecular function (GO): ubiquitin protein ligase activity; zinc ion binding
Source: RefSeq, a predicted model, not a curated record
CCAAACCAAACCUCUCUGAAAAUAGCCAAAGCUAAGAGAGAUAAAAACAGAAACCAAAAACAAAAACAAACAAAAAUAAACAGAAACCAAAAACAAAAACAAACAAAAAUUUUAGAUUGAGAAACAAAACCAAACAGAGAGAAGUUUCCCGAGAAAGUUUUGACAGAGAUAUGGCGACGCCGGGAGGUGUGGCGGUGCUACCGAAUUCAGUGAACAAGGUCGAUUCGCCUUCGUCUUCUUCUUCGUCUACGAAAACUGUUGUUUGCGUGAGGAGCUCGGAGGUGAGCUCACCGAUUCUGAUUUUCUUGUUCUUUCACAAAGCGAUUCGUAAUGAGCUAGACGCGCUUCACCGAUCUGCCAUGGCCUUCGCCACGGGGAGGCGCACCGAUAUCAGGCCGUUGCUCGAGCGCUACCAUUUUCUGCGAUCGGUUUACAGGCACCACUCCAAUGCUGAAGACGAGGUAAUCUUUCCGGCUCUUGACAUACGUGUGAAGAAUGUAGCACAAACGUAUUCCCUUGAACACAAGGGUGAAAGUAAUCUUUUUGAUCACCUAUUUGAGCUACUAAAUUCUUGCACACAAAAUGAUGAAAUUUUUCCAAGGGAAUUAGCUUCCUGUACAGGAGCUCUACAGACAUCAGUUAGCCAGCACAUGGCUAAGGAAGAGGAGCAGGUCUUCCCCUUGGUUAUUGAAAAGUUUUCGCUUGAAGAGCAGGCAUCUUUGGUCUGGCAAUUCUUGUGCAGCAUUCCAGUGAAUAUGAUGGCAGAGUUCCUUCCAUGGAUUUCAACCUCCAUUUCACCCGAUGAAUAUAAGGAUCUGCGGAAGUGCUUAAACAAGAUAGUCCCAGCGGAAAAGCUUCUUCAAGAGGUCAUUUUUACCUGGGUGGAAGGGAGGAGCAGCACUAACACAGCUGGAAGUUAUGUAGACAAUCCUCAACUCCGAAGUUGCCUAGAUUCUAAUGCAAGCACAUUGGCUUCUCAACUAAAGAAAGUAAACUGUGCUUGUGAGUUUACCAGGACUGGGAAAAGGAAAUAUCUAGAGUCAGUUACUGAUGUUUCAGAGACCACUGGAACACAUCCAAUAAAUGAAAUAUUGCUCUGGCAUAAUGCUAUUAAAAGAGAGUUGAAUGAGAUAGCCAAGGAGGCUAGGAAGAUACAACUUUCUGGAGAUUUCACUAAUCUAUCAGCUUUCAAUGAGAGGUUGCAAUUUAUUGCUGAGGUUUGCAUCUUUCACAGUAUUGCUGAGGACAAGGUUAUAUUUCCCGCGGUAGAUGGAGAAUUUUCGUUUUUCCAGGAGCAUGCGGAAGAAGAAAGCCAAUUCAAUGAGUUUAGGUAUUUGAUUGAAAGUAUACAAAGUGCAGGAGAAACCUCAACUUCAGCUUCUGAGUUUUAUGCAAAAUUAUGCUCACAUGCUGAUCAUAUUAUGGAAACUACACAGCGGCACUUCCACAAUGAGGAAGUUCAGGUUCUUCCACUUGCUCGAAAGAACUUCAGCAUCAAAAGACAGCGAGAACUUUUGUAUCAAAGUUUAUGCGUGAUGCCCUUGAAAUUGAUUGAACGCGUCUUGCCAUGGCUGGUAGGAUCAUUGACUGAAGAUGAAGCUUGCAAAUUCCUCGAAAACAUGCAAUUGGCAGCUCCAGCACCAGAUAAAGCUCUGGUAACCCUCUUUUCUGGUUGGGCUUGCAAGGCUCGUAACCAAGGAUUGUGCUUGUCUCCAAAUGCAACUGGUUGCUGCCCUGCUAAAACUUUUGCUGAUAUUGAAGAAAAUUUUGAUAGAUCAUCCUGUGCACGUGCUUCCACAUUGUCUGCUAAAGACAGCCCAAUAUCAGCUGAAGCAGAUGCAAUCAAAAGGCCAUUCAAACAUAAUGUAUCAGUGUUAUGCAGGAAUGGCAAUGCUCCUGACCCACCUUCAAAGACUUUCAAUGUCCAGAAACAAUGUUGUAGUGAUCAAACUUGUUGUGUACCUGGUUUAGGUGUAAACAAUAAUAAUCUAGGGUUGGGUUCUCUUUCUACUGCUAAGUCUUUACGUUCCUUGUCUUUCAGCUCUUCUGCCCCAUCUCUUAACUCCAGUCUUUUUGUCUGGGAAACAGAAAAUAGCUCUUCUGAUAUUGGGUGUGCAGAACGACCGAUUGAUAACAUAUUUAAAUUUCAUAAGGCCAUACGCAAAGACUUGGAGUAUUUAGACAUUGAAUCUGGAAAGCUUAGUGACUGUGAUGAGACAUUCUUUCGGCAGUUCAUUGGAAGAUUUCGUCUGUUGUGGGGCUUAUAUAGAGCUCAUAGUAAUGCUGAAGAUGAUAUUGUGUUUCCAGCCUUGGAAUCCAAGGAAGCACUUCAUAAUGUGAGUCACUCAUACACACUAGACCAUAAGCAGGAAGAGAAAUUUUUUGAAGAUAUAUCUUCUGUUCUUCAUGAGCUUUCACAACUUCUUGAAAGCUUGCAGAAGGCACAUAAGACAGAGGAUUUAGCUGGAAAUAACAUUGGAUUUUCUUCUGCCCAUGGUAGUGAUUCUGUUAGGAAGUACAACGAGCUAGCUACUAAGCUUCAAGGAAUGUGCAAAUCAAUAAGAGUGACAUUGGAUCAGCAUAUUUUCAGGGAAGAACUUGAGCUGUGGCCAUUGUUUGGCAGACAUUUCUCUGUGGAGGAGCAAGACAAAAUAGUGGGUCGCAUAAUUGGGACUACAGGUGCUGAAGUGCUACAAUCGAUGUUACCAUGGGUAACUUCUGCACUUACUCAGGAUGAACAGAACAAAAUGAUGGACACAUGGAAACAGGCAACCAAAAACACAAUGUUCAAUGAAUGGCUUAAUGAGUGUUGGAAAGGAAGUCCAGGGUCAACUUCAGAGACUGAAACAUUGGAAACCAGCACCUAUCAAAGAGAAUAUCAAGAAAGUCUGGACCAGAGUGAUCAGAUGUUCAAGCCUGGUUGGAAGGAUAUUUUCCGUAUGAAUCAAAAUGAGCUUGAGUCAGAGAUCAGAAAGGUUUAUCAGGACUCGACUCUUGAUCCUAGGAGGAAGGCGUAUCUUGUUCAGAAUCUUAUGACUAGUCGUUGGAUAGCAGCUCAGCAGAAGUUGCCAAAAUCAGUAGCUGGGGAAACUUCUAAUGGUGAAGAUGUGGAAUGCUCACCAUCAUUCCGAGAUCCUGAGAAACGAGUGUUUGGGUGUGAGCAUUACAAAAGAAACUGCAAACUGCGUGCUGCUUGUUGUGGCAAGUUUUUUACAUGUAGAUUUUGCCAUGACAAUGUGAGCGAUCAUUCUAUGGAUAGGAAAGCAACAUCAGAAAUGAUGUGCAUGCGUUGCUUGAACAUUCAAGCAGUUGGGCCAAUAUGUUCGACACCUUCAUGCAAUGAAUUUUCCAUGGCCAAGUAUUAUUGCAAUAUAUGUAAAUUUUUUGAUGAUGAAAGGACUGUAUAUCACUGCCCAUUCUGCAAUUUAUGCCGUCUUGGGAGAGGUCUUGGAAUAGAUUAUUUUCAUUGCAUGACAUGCAAUUGUUGCCUGGGAAUAAAGUUAGUGAACCACAAGUGUCUGGAGAAAAGUUUAGAAACAAACUGCCCAAUCUGCUGCGACUUCUUAUUCACAUCAAGUGAUACAGUCAGAGGUCUACCUUGUGGUCAUUAUAUGCAUUCAGCUUGCUUUCAGGCAUACACUUGCAGUCAUUACACUUGUCCAAUCUGCAGCAAAUCUUUAGGAGAUAUGGCGGUCUACUUUGGCAUGCUUGACGCAUUGUUGGCGGCUGAGGAGCUUCCAGAGGAAUAUAGGGAUCGUUGUCAGGAUAUACUCUGCAACGACUGUGAUAGAAAGGGCAGCUCUAGCUUCCACUGGUUGUAUCAUAAGUGUGGAUUUUGUGGAUCAUAUAACACCCGAGUGAUCAAGAGUGAGUUGACAGUUUGCCCCACUUCACACUAAUGAGAGGAUCCCUUUUCCUCUUGAAGAAUGUAUACACAGUAGUUUGUAAAUACUUGUUUGUAUAGCCAAUCAAAUUUUCCCUUACCAGGAAACUGGUUAUUACUGAUUCCUACAUCUGAUAAGCAGUGAAGGACAUUGCUUUUAUAGAAGCCACCUAAAGGUCCACUUGUUUGGAAGAUGCGUCUCCAAGAAUUGAGAUUUGAGACAACUACAAGAGAUAAUUACAUUAAUAUGUUCAACCCCGAGAGAUUGACCUAGUAGUUCUCUAGGUCUCAUGAGAUUCAUGAGGUUUUGGAUUCAAAACUUCUAACCAGCAUUUUGGAAUGUGUGUGGGUUGGGGGCAUUACACGCACCUAGGAGAAUAAUCAAAGUCCUCAAAGAGCUUUGGACAGUAACAUUAGCCAAAAAAGGAAAUUGCAUUAAUAUGCAGCCACUAGUAGUAUAUAUGCUACUUUUGCUCUUUGCUCUUUCAUCUUACAGUAAAAAUUUUCUCCUAACCAGAAAUGUGAAUUUUGUUCAA